AUGCCUACCUAUCGCUUCGAGCUCGCCCGCAGUGGCAGGGCUAGCUGCCAGACUAAGGAAUGCAAGGACAGCGGAGACAAGAUUCCCAAGAAUGAAUUCCGUGUUGGCACCUGGACCGAUACAGAGAAAAUUCAAAGCUGGAUGUGGCGUCACUGGGGCUGCCUGACUCCGAGAAUGAUUUCCAACAUGCAGGAGUCCCUCAAGAUUGACGGCUCCGAUGGAUACAACUUUGAACAGCUUGAUGGCUUUGAGGACCUGAGCGAGGAGCUUCAGGAUAAAAUCCGCAAUGCCGUCGAGACUGGCCACAUUCCUGAUGAGGACUGGAAGGGCGAUGUUGAGCUCAACCGCCCUGGCAAGUCUGGCUUCCGUGUCCGUGGCAAGAAGGCCGAGGCCAAGAACAAGGGCCCCGAUUCCGGAGAGGAGUCUCCCGUCAAGAAGCGCGGCCACGCUGAUUCCGACGGAGAGGAGAAGCCCGCCAAGAAGAAAGGUGGUCCCAAGGCUAAGGCCGCCGACGCUCCAUCUGCUACUCCUGCCGCUGGACGCAAGAAGCCUGGCCCAAAGCCCAAGAACACCGAUGAUGAUGAUCAAUCCGAGGCCGAGGAGAAGCCGAAGCGUGGCCACAAGCUUAAGACCACCGAAGACGCCGAGGAUAAGGACUCUGUUGCUGCAGCCGAGCCAAAGAAGCGUCCUCCUCGUCGCAAGGCCGCUCCUAAGGAAUUCCCUCAGCCAGAUGACGAGGAGCCCAAGCGUAGCCGUCGCAACAGGGCCCCAGAGAACAAAGCCUCCAAGAACAAUGGAGCUGCUGAGGACAACGACAGGCCCAAGCGUGGCCGCGCUAAGAAGGCCCAGAGCAACGAAGCUGCCGAUGAAACCGAGAAGCCAAAGCGUGGACGUCCUUCCAAGAAGACCCAGAACGGUAAUGGAACAGCUAAUAAGACGGAGCAAAUUGACACCGCUGAGCCCGCCGCCGAAUCCGCCGCUGACGACAGCAACUAA
Molecule: messenger RNA, 996 nt
Organism: Penicillium canescens
Lineage: Eukaryota; Fungi; Ascomycota; Eurotiomycetes; Eurotiales; Aspergillaceae
Product: PARP-type zinc finger-containing protein
Exons: 5
Coding region: 1-996 (331 amino acids)
Molecular function (GO): DNA binding; zinc ion binding
Source: RefSeq, a predicted model, not a curated record